AUGUCUGUCGUUUCGCUCCUCGGCGUCGAGGUCAAGAACAACCCUGCCCAGUUCGACGCGCCUUACGAGUUCGAGAUCACCUUCGAAUGCCUCGAGCAUCUACAGAAGGAUCUUGAAUGGAAGCUGACUUAUGUCGGCUCUGCUACCUCUAACGAGUAUGAUCAAGAGCUCGACUCGGUCCUCGUCGGCCCGCUGCCCAUGGGUGUGAACAAGUUUGUCUUCCGUGCCGAUCCACCAGACCUGUCCCGCAUCCCGAACAGCGAGAUCAUCGGCGUCACAGUCAUCCUGCUCAGCUGCAGCUACGAGGACCGAGAAUUCGUUCGCGUUGGUUAUUACGUCAACAACGAGUACGUUGACGAGGCACUGGCCCUCGAGCCACCCGCGAAGCCUGUCAUCGAGAAGGUGCAGAGGCAAAUUUUGGCUGAGAAGCCGCGUGUCACGCGCUUCGCUAUCAAGUGGUAUAUUGCUCGUCCACUUGAGAUCCCCUCGUCUGACUGUCACAGGGAUUCUGAGGAGUCCGCCCCGCCUGAGUAUCCUCCUGAGCAGCCCGAGGCCGAUCUUAACGCAGACGGCGACCAAUACGGACUCGAAGAGGAAGAAGAAGAGGAUGAGGAGGCCGAGGGUGCUGCGGUAGAGGGUGAGGAUGCCGCCAUGGCCGGUGGAGAGGAGACUGCGGGUCCUGCGGCUGAAGACGAAGAGGGCGAGUCUGACGGCAGCGAGGAUAUUGACAUCGAAGACUCCGAAGGCGAGGACGAGGAUGAAGAGGAAGGUGGUGACGAUGAUAUGGAGAUGGACGAUGGCGAGCCCAGUGCUUCCAACGGCGACAAGCAAGCCCAGCAACAGCCUGGGAAAAUACAGCAGCAGCAGAAUCCGGAUGUUAUGGUGCACUAGGCUCGGACAGCGUGUCAGAGUAAGCUUGAUAGCUGGAUGUCUCCAGAGUCUAGGGUGGGUUGGUUGCUGUAUUCACAAGCGUGCGUUGGAUAGACGAAAUGAUUAAAAUAUACCCCUUAGUACUGCUAUGGAUUCAUUUGUUUUCCAAAGCAGGCUGUCUCUUCUGCAGGAUGCAUCACUUGGCUCUCGAAUACACUGAUGCCCUUUUACCCUUGAAGGGGCGAAAUGCAAGAGAAAUGCCUUGUCU
Molecule: messenger RNA, 1138 nt
Organism: Boeremia exigua
Lineage: Eukaryota; Fungi; Ascomycota; Dothideomycetes; Pleosporales; Didymellaceae
Product: ASF1 like histone chaperone-domain-containing protein
Exons: 4
Coding region: 1-891 (296 amino acids)
Biological process (GO): DNA replication-dependent chromatin assembly; nucleosome assembly; nucleosome disassembly
Cellular component (GO): nucleus
Molecular function (GO): histone binding
Source: RefSeq, a predicted model, not a curated record